AUGUCUUCAUGUUUCGGCUUCCGCAGGUCGACCGCCCAGGAUCGGGAGCCUUUGCUCCCCCAGUACCACGAUGACACCCAGCGCCAACAUGAGCUGCACAAGAAACUGCAUUCCUAUCAGAUUCUCCGAGCCCUCCGCAAAGGUUUCAUGCCGUCGAACGAGCAAUUGAUCGUCAAUCUGCGCACCUUGCUAGCUGCAGAUGUUUUGAACCCGCAGUCGCAAGAUCUGAGCCAAUCCGGCCGGCUCCUCAUUCAGCGAACCAAAAGAUUGCUGCAGCAGUUCAUGGACCUCUUGCAGCACAAGAACUCCGAGGACCAGAUCCAAGACUUUCUUUGGUUCCUUCCGAAAGCGAAUUUGUCGUUGGAUGCCGGCGAUAUAUCUCGCCAAGCCUCCACGGCACGUGCAAGGGCGGAUACAGCUGCAGCAUACCAAAGCCUCCACACCGUCGGCUCCCUUCUCCUCACCAAUUCCGACUUCCGGAUCUUCGUCUCUGAUCUGACCACGGUCGGUCGCGAGGUGUUCAGGGAUACGGCGUUUUCGCUAUCAGGGGUUGCGGAAGAAGCAGGAAGACGGCUAGAUCCGCCGAAAGAUGAGCAAGAUGCUCUAAAAUUCCCCGGGGAAGAUGCAAGACACAGCCCUUCCGGCGACGACGUCACCAGAGAAGUUGCCGAGGUAUCUCACGAGGUCCAGACCGGCGCCGUUCAUGUCGUCCAAGAGGCUAAGGACAGUCUGGCCGACAAACUGCACGGCGGCGAAAAAGACACGCUUGUACAUCGGUUGAAGCAAGCUGUCGCUAGUUUGAGGAAGAGGCCCGAUUACGAUGAUUCCGUCUCCACAAUUGCGAUGUUGCUCAAACGGUACGUGCUGGUGUACACGCGUGCCCUGGAGGACACGGUAAGCACGGCGGAAAGUGACGUCCACGUCAAUUCCGAGAUGGAACUUGCCAUGAAAAACUUCUGGAGCUUCCUGAUCUCGUUUGGCGACCGGCAUGAAUGGCAGAAACUCGAGGAGAAAGCCAAACAUGUGAUCGAUCAAACCAAACAUGACCCUGAGUUCGAGGGUUUACUGGUUGAUGUCGGGAAUUCCCUCGAGGGUCUGUUAAAGGAUCCGGAAUUCUUUGACCACAUCGAAGAAAGAUUCCAAGAGCUACGGGUAAAAUCUGAGAAAGCUGGUAAGCAGUCGAGCCUUCGUCAAGAAGUCGAGGAGCUGUUGCACCAAAUCUCUAUCACGUUCCAGAGCGUCGUUCGCGACGACGACAUUUCCAAGCUACUCCAGACUGCACUGUCCGUGGUCCAUCUCUUUUCCCCGCAGGGGGAGUAUGUCAAUGACGCUCUGCUUUCCGAUUCCCUGUCUGUCUUUAUCCCUCUCGUCAUCCAAGCCGUUCAAUAUGUCCCCAUUCCACGACUUGAAGUAUCUACCCCUGAAAUCGACCUUCUCCUUGAGAACCUCAUCCUCGAGCCCGGCAAAACCAUCAACCACACUUCCUUCCUGCCCUACAAACUCGAUCUCAACACCGUCAACAACGUCACCGUCCGCGCCGCCCAUGUGCACACCGUAUCCACCGUCACCACCAGCAUCACAGUGACCCUCUCCGGCCUAACCCUCUGCGCCUCGGAGCUCGGCUUCUGGUUCCGCCUCCACAAAUUCCCCCUCUUUCUCACCUCCUCCGGCCUCGCCAACUUCGCCCUCGACAACCGCGGCCUCGACCUCUCCUUCACCAUCGACAUACCCCGCGGCCCCGGCCUCUCCCGCCCCGAUUCCAUAGCACGCCUCCGCGCUGCCCGCGCGCACGUCCAUCAACUCGACUACUCCCUUAAGCAAUCAAAACUCUCACCCCUCCUGUGGCUGCUGAAGCCCAUCCUGCGCCCGCUUCUGAAGAAGACGCUGGAGUGGCGGAUCGCGAACGCGGUAGCGGACGGCCUUCGCGCUCUGGAUCGGGAGUUCGUGUUUGCGAGGGAGCGGCUGAGGGCGACGAGGGUUGCGGAGCCGAGGGAUUUGGUGACGUUCUUGAGGGCAGUGGCGGCGCGGUGGACGCCGGAGGAGGAUCCGGAGGUCUAUACGAGAGUGGGGGUGGAUGAGCCGGGAGCAGGUGUGUUUAGGGGUCGGUAUGCGCCGGGGAGCUUGGUGAAGCUUUGGAAGGAGGAGGCAGGGGAGGCGGCGGUUAAGACCGAGGAGAUUACUGAGUUCCCAUAUGACAUUGCCUUCUGCGUUCUGAAGCAUCCUCCAGGGGCCGACUAUGGAGUAUGGCUGAGGUAG
Messenger RNA from Eremomyces bilateralis CBS 781.70, 2256 nucleotides. RefSeq lists its product as uncharacterized. Gene Ontology annotation, molecular function: lipid binding. The coding region runs from base 1 to 2256 and encodes 751 amino acids. NCBI's taxonomy places the organism in Eukaryota, Fungi, Ascomycota, Dothideomycetes, Eremomycetales, Eremomycetaceae. The record is from RefSeq and is a predicted model, not a curated record. The transcript is spliced from 3 exons.